Messenger RNA from Salarias fasciatus (jewelled blenny), 13124 nucleotides. RefSeq names its product zinc finger protein 469 (gene znf469). NCBI's taxonomy places the organism in Eukaryota, Metazoa, Chordata, Actinopteri, Blenniiformes, Blenniidae. The transcript has a single exon. The record is from RefSeq and is a predicted model, not a curated record. The coding region runs from base 74 to 11974 and encodes 3966 amino acids.
UCUGUGGUUCACAAUGAGGGUGAAGAGAUGAGUUUGCAGCGAGCUGCCCUGUUCCUGCAGUUCCUGCCACUGGAUGUUUACUGAUUCCUACAGCCCAGACGAUGAUGUCCCUGUCUCCCAGAUAGCACUUCUGAGGACCGGGUCUUCGCAGCACUCGUCGUGCACCAUGGCAGGAGAGACUCAGCGAAUGCAUGCACUGAAAGAGGUGGAUGCUGAAUCCAAACUGCAGGAUGAGGGGACGUCGCUGGAAAGGCAGAGUGACAAAACAAAAAAGGAGUCUUCGGAGCACUUUUCAAGCACCAGCACUGAGACCAGAACCAACAGCAAAGGGACCAAAGCUGAAAAAGUAGAGAAGGAGCGGGACUGUCCACAGCAGCGUGAGGCUGUCAUACGGCCACAGCAGGCAGGCAAAAUUGACUUCAGAUCCCUGCAGAACAGAUCCAAAUUUGCCACUGAUAGGACUUGGUCGAGUGGAAAAGGAAGUCCCCAAUCCCCGAGUGGAAAAGGCCGCAGUCGAGAGAAGGGGAAGCGGUCAGGAAAGACGGAGCGUGGCAACCCGCAGCAGCUGUACAGACUAAGCAUUGCAAAUCCACGCACUGUCGGUAUUGCCUAUCCGCAGCAGAAGGUUUUGCCACCCAAGAAGUUGGAAACCAGUCGUGGCCCAGUUUCGGGCAGCUACAGAUUCCACGUUCCCAGUUUACCGGAGAGGGAGGCCGAACUACAACAAGAAGAGUUUAACUACAGCCGCUGCUUCCAGGAGGCUUCCUCAAACCUCACCUCCCCAAGCUUUACCUCACAGGCACUGGGUUCCUCAAGUGGAACAACCUCCCACCCACAUCCACCCCUGUCACAGCAGCAGCAGCCAGCAUCAAUGGAGAGCAACAGCGCACAGCCUGGCAGCCAGCUGAUUCUGGCUGACUAUCAACUGAGCGGCUCUAAUGCAUGGCAAUCUCCUGAAAGGACUUUUAAUGGUGCUAACUAUGGUGUUUCAUCACAGAAAUCAACCGCUCUCUCAGAAGCCAAUAAAGCCGGUGCUUUCGUUCCUGGUCCGUAUCAGUAUGGAUAUUAUUUAAUGGAAGAAUCGGCCUCUGACUCUUUUUCGUGUGAACAGAAUCCACAAUCGCAAGACUUCACAAACCCUUCUCUAAGUUCUGUUCACGUGAGCCAUAACUCUUCAUUUAUUCACGGAGAAGGGCAAAGCAUCACUCAGAACGGCACUCAGUUCGGUAAUGAACAGCAGCCGGAGAACCAGAGCUCUUAUCCUCACCCUCCACAGUCACAGUUUAUUCAAGGCAUGGCGCCGCCCAUUCAGUGUCCGAGGAAUCUGAGUGACGACUCAGCCAGCAGUGACAGCUCCGGCUCCAGCUCACAGCAGUCAGAACAGGGGAAGACCGCCCUGGCUGAGAAUGCAGACGCCGUUGGACCGACAGACAGCAGAGACGCAGCCGUCACCUUGGGGAGUAAGAGGAGCUGUCACCCCAAAGACUCAGCUGCCAACCAAAGGACACUCAUUCAGGGAAGUGUGCAUGCAAGAAAUAUUUCACAAGGCCCAGGUUCUCCAAUGCACUUUUCCAACAAAACAUUCAACAACUCUCCAGUCAGCACCGUCCGCACACUCUCAAUGCCUUUUGAGAAAAAUACCAACACUAAGAUUUUACAUAGGUUACCCCACUCAUGGGAGGGGCCUAAUAAGACAUAUUCAACAGUGGAUCCAAACACAGUUCAGUAUACUGAUCUGAAUGAUAAAUUUCAGUUUCAGAACCAGACAGCGCUUGAGCAGGGGCCAAAUUUACCUAAAAAUAGCAGAAUGGCCUGGCAGCAGAUACGUCCAAACCCUGCCUUGACAAACCAAAGCAAAAUUGAGCCGUCAAGGCAAAUAAGCAAUCAAAAACUGGCUUUCUUAGUAGCCCCCUCUGACUGGCAGGAUGAUAACAAAUCACAUAAACAUAGCUCACUAAAAAACCCCAACUCGUUUCAGAACGGCAGGAAUCCAAACCAAAGACAGGAGACUGCGAAACACAAUGGUAAUACAGUGUCUACUUUCAAAGUGGAGACGAGCCACCCCCAAGUCUGUGAGUCCAAAAAUAAGGCAGUGUAUUUUGGACUCAACCAGUCUGUUUCAGCAACAUCCACGAGAAACUAUAACUAUCCACCAUUGCAGGUGCCAGCUAUGGGACUCAUGAUGGUGUCACCCUAUGAGUCCCCGUUGCCCUCCCCAGUUCACAACCCCGCAUCAAGCAGCUGCUCUUCCCUCUCCCCUGCAUCCACCAGCCCCGUUAACAUCAGUUCAGACGACAGUCAGAUAUCAAAGUCGGUUCAACCUCACCCGUUUUAUCACCAGCCACAAGGAAAAAGUCAGUUACCCACUGAUCAGCUGGCCACUCAUCCUCACCAGUUUCACUCCGAUGCACAAAGAACUCAUCCCUAUGCACCCGAGAGAGCCAAAGACGAUAUGAUGAGCUACCUGCAUAGCAGUACACAUCCAAAGACAGCUAUGGAUGGCAAUAAAGGCUACAUGGAUAGCUUUGGAGUGGAGCAUCACCAGCCUCCACCACCUUACUCAGCUCAUCAGCUGUUGGCCAGCUCAUUAGCAACAGCAAACCUUGACCAGUUAGACGUGCUUCUGACAUGCAAGCAGUGUGAUCAGAAUUUCAACAACCUGGCUUCGUUUUUAGGCCACAAGCAAUAUUGUGCACAGCACACUUUUGCGCAAAAUGAUCUCAAAGACAUGUCCAAGGCGGAGGACAGUGGAAAGUUCCAUGCAGAACCUGCAAAAGUAGUUUCAUCUGUGUCCAAUGUUUCAAUGCCAAGGUGUCCAUCGGACCUCCACCUGUCUCUGCUGGGCCUCAAUAAGAAUGGAGAACUGAUUGCUGAGAGUGAAACCAAAGGAGACACGAAGGACGAUCCAAUGAAACUCAACUUGUUCUCAGGCCCAGGAAACCUCCCUGUCCCUCUCCCUGAGCUGGAGAUGGAGGAUGCCAAACUAGACAGCUUAAUCACAGAAGCUUUGAAUGGACUGGGCUAUCAAUCAGACAAUGCAGAGAUAGACAGCAGCUUCAUUGACGCAUUUGCUGAUGAUGAACUCACCACUGUCAAAACGUCAUCAAACAAACAAAGUGUGAAAACGAAAGAAUCCCUGGUCUUUGAAAGCAAAAAUAAACAAGCAGUUGAUGACAGGUCUUUCACGCAGGGAAAGUAUUUUUAUGACUCUGAUGUUGAGAGCCCUGAGAAAAUGUCUGUGACUGCAGAACAAGAUGAGAAAAUUAACAUAAAAAAAGAAGUCUCACAUAAAAAUUCAACAAUUGCCUCAAGGGAGAAGAUGUGGGAACAAGACAGCAAAGGGAAAGAGGCAAGAAUACAGUGCAAGAGUGAGGAACAAAACACAAGCACACAAAGGUUUCUUCUAUCCAGCAAGUUCUCUGAGCGAUGCGGUGUGAAAAGCUUUCAAGACAACUCUGUACUUCGAGGGUCAGCACUCUCACAGGCCUCCACAUCUCCAACCUCAAGAACUGCCGUGAAAGAAAGCAAGAGGAAAAGCACUGGAGGGGGCACCUGGAGCAAAGAACUCAUUCACAAAAUAGUUCAACAGAAAAAUAAACUCCAUAAGCUCCAUGUUAAAGGGACCAAAAACCUCCAGUUUUCCUUGGUGAUGGAAAGACUGACUCCAACUGUGCAGAACCCUGCGUUCGGGGAAUACGACUACGUCUCAGACUCAGAGGAUGAAUGUGAGCCGGUAAAAAUAGCAAGUCAAGGCCGGCUUAAUCAAAGUAGCCGAUGUAAAUACACGUACACCAAAGAGUGCAAGUGGCGGGCAAGAAGUGAGAGAGACCAGGCAGCGUGGAGGCAUGAGUCGAAGGAGUGUUUUGAGGUGAAAAAAAGUGAAGAAGUCUCUCUUUCUCCAGAGAAACAUGGCUCUUACCAGAGACUCAGGCGGAGAGGCAGCAGGUCGUCCACAAGCAGUGAACUCAGCACAUCUGUCAGUGUUUCAAGUGAUAGUAACAACAGCCCCAAAAGCACUGACCGCACUGAUUCAGACAGUGAGAAAUACACAGACAAAAAGAAAGAGUCUCCCGAGCAGAAAACCCUCGAAAAGUCCUCCCCACAUAAGUUAUUUAAAGAGUCCAGCACACUAGCAUUGAUGUUCACGAAGUCUGUCAAGAAGUGCAGCACUGACAAAACCAUUAAUUCUGAUAACAAAGACAGCACAGAGGAUCCAAAGAGGUACUAUUCAAAUCCAGAAGUUGCUGAUCCACUAUCAUCUUCGCAAAAAGGAAAAGACACGAACAAACACUCUGACAAAACCCGAAGCUCUCACACGAAAUCAAGAGAGAAAGUUCCGUCUCACAGAAAAGAGACCGGCACAACAGUUACUGCAGACAGAAGCGCUCUGCAGAGGACAGACAAUCUGUGCCCUAAAGAAGAGCUAACACAGUGCAACGCCGCAGAUAACAAGAGACUACAGUUUAAUUCACACUCUCCCACCAUUGCCAAAGCACCUGAUUUCAAUAUUGACAGAAACACAAAGGGCAAAAGAAGAGAGCCGCCCCAAGCUACACAGCCGGAGCUAUCGGACAGCAGCACAUUUGAAAAACAGAGUGAAAGUGUCUGCAUGGUGAAAGAGGCUAUUACUUUAGUCAAUGACCUAGACACGCACAAGCCUGCAUCUCUUUGCACCUCUUUGAUGGAUGAGGUGUGCCUAUCUCCGACUGAAAGCCACAGGCCGUUAAUACAGAAAGACACGCUCAACCUCAUGCCCUACCCUCUGGAUCAGGAGCAGGGGCUCAUGAAAUCCCCGCUCUCAUUUGACACCUCAUCAAUGUUUGGGGACCUCACAGGAUUUGAUAGUGGCCUUUACUCGGAGAUGCCAAUACAGAAAGAAGGUUUCCAUUCAAUAGAGAACACAUCCGAUAAAAAGGAAGAGUUUGUGUCUUCUUUCUCUCCCUUCUUGGAACAAAGAGACUGGAAUCUCAUAGUUAGCCCAGUGCUACCAGAUGAGAUAUCUCAGUACAAAGGCCAUUCUGAGAAAUCAAAUGAAAAGAAACCAGAUUACAAUCACGUUCCUUUGUCUCUGCCAGAAAAAAUAAUUGACUACAGUGCAAAUCUCAACAGCUGCGCAUCAGAGGAUGAGCUAGAGAUAAAGAGAAUAGUGAAUGAGCUUGAAAACCAGCUGCAGACGACAAAGUUGGAAAGCCCACCGUUGCUCCCUCAGGAUGUCCCCAAGCAGCUGCAGAUGAGCAAAUUUUCACCUUUACGUCUGGACGAUGAAUCGGAGAGCGACAGCAGUGGUUUGAGUAUCAAGUGCCCGGCACAAACAAUAGAUGUACCAGUCUCAAAUAUCCCUGCAGAGCCUUUCACCGAACCGGGGCUCCCAUGGUCCACCACAUUUCAGUUUGCACUGAUGGGCGAACAUCACAGUCCCCACUCUCCAAUUCAUAGCGAACCAAAAGCACUUGAAACUUUUUCUGAAAAAGAUGACCAUGCACCGGAAUUGGUCUCACCAGCUUCGCAUACUGAACACCCUGAACUCCAGCAUGAGAAAACAUCAAGGGAGAGAAGCACUGAGGACGAGUCUCCUGUGAAAACAAAGGAAGAGAUUUUAGAACAGAAGAGAUACACCGAAAAUCUCAUGAAAAGCCUGGAGGUGAUUUCAGACUCUAUAUUCAAAAAAGAACCCAUUAUAUCAGUACACAAGAAGCCGAAUGUUAACUUUCUCUCCAGUCAACAACAUCAAGAAAUUGAAUGUCAGGUAACUGAGAGAAAAGAUCAGAGUGAAAAGGAAGCAAUUACAGGAAAGGAGAAUAUAUUAUCACCUCCAAAUAUCAGCGAGCGGAAGGAUGAAAUUGAAUUCAUUCUGAAUGAGUCACAGUCAUCUCUCUCCAACAAGACUGACCCCAUAGUCAAUGGCAACCGGCCAAUUUCAUCGCAGCCAAGUGAACCCACAGAAAACAAGGAUUACAAGGCAGAGACUGAAGCCACAUCAGAGGAGAAUAUCACUGAGAAUAGUAAUUUCACUCCCAGCUCAAACGUGGUGACACAUGACCCACACGUGGUUGAGGAAUCCUGCGGGAACACUAAUAUGGAGGACAACGAGAAUGUGCUGCAUAAAAACAACGGUGGCGACGAAGAAUAUUCAACCACAGGUGGCAGUGAGGAAGCAGAGCCAAUGACCACAAACCGUUUAUCACCAACAGUUGAGACCAACUUUGUCAAGGAGAAUGAAGGAGAGAUCAAAUCAGCACUACAAAUUGCAGAGAGCCAUGAUAAUCCUGAGGAAAUCUGUGCAUUACAUGCUGAUGGGCUGAAAGUUGAAAGCUCAUAUGGUGUAAGCGACGGAACAGCUGAAGAAACAUCAAAAAGUGAUCCGUUAAUUGGCCUUUCUCCUGCAAAUAUCUCUCCAAAGAGUUACAGCGAAGCUGAAAUGUCAGUGGAGAUCGUCACCACUGACAAACCAUGCAGUCCCUUACUGGUGGAAGCUGAUUCAGAGAGUACCGGCCACUGUUCCCCGUUCCAUGACGCUGAGCCCAUAGAGGGACAAAGUAAUCUGUUUAUGCUCUCGCAGUCUGAUAGCAUCAUUAACGGCGAUCCCUGCAAAAUUACACAAUUCAACAACUCAUUAAAAACUGAAGCAGAUCUGACAUUCAAGCCUAUUCAGAAAGAAGAAGAGAUUUUAAAUGUUCAAGACAUCAAAGAACAUCUUCCAGUUAAUUUCAUGGCAAGUCAACAAAACUCACCAUGUAGAGAAGAGCUGGAAGAAAGCCAAUGUGCGUUCUUAGAGAUUUCUCCGUCCAGUCCUCUUUUAUCAACCUCUUCUCAGAAUACAACUCAGAGCCUCAACAUUGAAGACAAUUCAUCGACAUCACAAAAUAAAUGCCUUAAUAACUCCACUGAUGAAGACUUCAUUCAAAAUUCAAAAUCCCCUCUGAACAAAAAUGGAAGUCAAAAUGUCGAAGAGGCUUCAAACAGCUCGGAAUCAAACACAACAAAUCAGAUGGAGUAUUCUCUGAUAAGCCCACCUCACCUGGACUUGGGAAUCACGGGGUGUAAAAUCCCCACCUCUGAAACUCUCAUCUCUUCUCCACUUCCCCUGAGCAGCACAGCAGAACCAGCUGAAGUGUCUCUUGAAAAAAGAGAUCUAAUGUAUGAUUUCAAGCUCAGCCCUCUCGACUACACCAGCCUCUCAGAUGAGCCUCCACAGCUGAACCAGUACGACUAUAUCCCGAUAUCACCAGCCAACAAACCAGAAGAGCAUCUAGACAAGAAGCAGAGACCCGAAGAAGACUGUGAAUCGUGUGACCUGAGCCUUAAUCCUGCACUGAUUUUCAACAAAACUAAAACAGAUACGGCAGUAUCCCUGAACUCCGACCAUGCAGCUAAACUACAUUCAUCAGAUGAGCCACUGGCGCUCCAGCAGAGUAUGAAAUUCACAUGUUUUUCUUUGGGUCUCCCAUAUGAAAUCAAAACUUCAGACUCUUCAGCUGGUGGAGUUAAAGCUAACUUGGAGGUUUUCCAUGAUCCUGUUGAUCCUGUUGAGCAUUUGCAUAUGCAUACUGACUUUGAGGACAAAGCUAAAUCGGAGGAUUUAGAUUCUUGUGAUACUCCUGUUGAAAAAAGUACCCUUCUUAAAAAAGACUUCUCAGAUGGUCCGCCCACUCCUAAGCCACUCAUCAUCUGUGAAAAUGAUCAGAUGCCUCUUCCACCAGACCCAUCCGAGAGUCAACCCACAACAGAGACUGGCCAGCAUUCAACAACGCAGCCGACUCAAAAGGAGACAGCACAAAAGAAAACUCAGAGCAGCGCUCAACAGGGUAAAGUGCUCUGUGAAAUCUGCUUCAUGUGUUUCAGGACUGUGCCAGGCUUAAAGAGACAUAAGGCCAUGAAGCAUUUGGUCAGGACUGAAAAAUACAUUGGCCCACAGAGCACAAAACCAAGCCAUCAGGGAGCUGCGCUUAUUUAUGAAGCAUCACAAACUACAGAGAAAAAACAUAAAGAUGAUUCACAGACCUGCUCCCCAGCAAAAAUAGAUGGGCUUCCUGAGAUAAGUAGCACUCUCAUAUCUAAAGCUGCGGAGACUGAGUCAGUCCUGGAGGAAAUGGCAACUGAGACAAGUACAGUGGCAGCAGAUAAAAUAAGCCAUCAAAACCCACUGCUGCCAGCAAAACCAAGGAAGAACAACAAAGCCAAAAAGAACAAGAACAGCGAGGUAAACACAAAGCCUGACCCUUUCUCUGAUGAGCUUCUGAAUAUAUUAAAAACAGACAUACUUCAAGCUAUAACUCCUGAGUUCAAAAGCAGCGCACUAAAAGAGCAGAGCAAAUCUCCGGAGGACCAAGUAAAAAUCAGUGACAGAACUGUUCCUGCAAAAGAGUCGCUCUCUCACCACGUUACUUCAGACUCUGGAAGUGAAAACGCAUCACAAUCUCCACCAAAAGAGGCAAAGGCGCCCGAUGAGUCUGUGGAUGUAAAUCAAAUAACUGAUACAGAUGAUAUGAAAUGUACAAGCACUACAAAGACGGCCAGCCUGGAAGUGUGUUCAGAUAAUAAUGUGGAAAGUGCUGCAUCUAUAGACAAAGAGAUUGUUGGAGAAAGUGAUGAGUCCGGAAAGACAUUGAGCACUGUGGAGGAGGCGCGUGAACAGGAAGGAUCAGAAGCGAAUCUUGCCCAGGAGAUUCUCGGCAAAGUGGCGGUGGAGAUGAGAAGUGAGAAUAACAGUGGUUCCUCCGACAAAGCACACCCUCUCUCUUGUUUGAAUUCCCCCCCGCUCAGUCCUCCCAGCAUUAGUGCUGAUCUGAAGGCCUUACUCGAAGAUGACACCAUAUUCUCACAACUGUUCCCCAGAGAUGAGGAGGCAAAAAGGAAAAAGUGCCCCAGGGUAUACAGCAAAAAGAACAAAAGACAGAAGCUCUCACCCGACACAAACAUAAAUCCGGACUGCCCUCCCAAUCAAGCUUUGAUCCAAAAUAAGGCUCAGUACACGGACAGCCAAUCCGAGCAGAAGUUCACCGACAGUCAAACCAACCACAGUGGUUAUGAGACAAUAUCUAUUGAUGAUGCAAUCAUGUUGAAUAUGUGCCACAACAGCACGCUGAAGGUGGACGGCGAUCAGAGUAAAGAGGAGGAGAAAAUGAAAGAGUCUGGCAACAUCUUGAAACCUCUCAAAAGUACCAUUGACACAUCACCCAUCGAAUGGAGUGGCCCCGGUGAAUUCAGCAGCCUGGACGCUGGUUGCGAAGUCACUUCUGACCUCAGCACUUGUAAACCAGAACUGCCAAGCAAACCCUGUGCUCUGCCUCUGCCCGCUGCUCCCUACAGUGCAGAGCCAUGCGCCCCAGAGGGUGGGCAACCUUUCCACAACAUUGAUAUUCAAAAUAUCAACACCACAUUUCAGCUGCCUGAGAUUCAGUUCUUUGACUCUAAUAAAGACAUCUCAGUCGUUCCUCCUACUGCAGCCGCUGACAUAGAAAACACGGAGGAUGAAAAGUCAAAGAAAGUAACAGAGCGACGAGGCAGGAAGCGACAAGAUGGUGGAAUGAAGGUCAAGGACAAGCAGUACAAGUGCAAAGUGUGUUUCACUUGGUUCCUCACCCUCGGCGAACUGAACUUUCACAAACUCUCGCACAACCCCUCUCCACCUCCGACCUGCUACAUGUGUGUGCAGCGCAAAUUCAGCUCCAGGGAGCAGCUGAGAGAUCAUCUGAGAGAAAAGCACGCCAAGAACAAGACAGGUAUCUGGACUUGUGGAAUGUGCUUGAAGGAGAUAUCAGACGUGUGGAUGUAUAAUGAACACCUGCGUGAGCACGCCACUCAGUUUGCAAGGAGGGGUCAGACGCAGGGCUCCAUGUUGGGAAUUUCGGGCUGCUUCAUGCAGGAGACAGCCGUGAAGAACUUCAUCUCCUCAAUCAUGCAGCACCGCACCAGCAGAGCCAACAGAGAGUCCAGCAAAGCUGCUAAAGUUUACCAGAAAAGUACGAACGGUACGGCGGCAGAGAGGAACACCCUGGAGGGUGCAGAGCCAAAACUGAACAAAUCAAAAAGCAGUGGCUCAGGAGGGAAGCAGGGCGCAUUAACACCACUGGAGGUCCUCCACAAAGCAGACGCUCCUAAAAGUGUGGAGAUGCAUCCUAACUGCAAAGACCCUUCAAGAGACUGCCACCACUGCGGGAAGCAGUUCCCCAAACCGUUCAAGCUCCAGAGACAUUUAGUUGUUCACAAUUUGGAGCGUAUUUUCCUGUGCCACAAAUGUCCCGUCUCUUAUCAGGAAGCCCAUGAGCUCAAGGAUCACCUAAAGAGAGUUCACCAGGAGGUGCAAGAGCUGGAUUCAAAACACACCACCCUCUACACCUGCGAGCUUUGUGCCGAUGUCAUGCACGUGAUAAAGAAAUCCUUCAUCUGCAGCGCCUGUAACUACACCUUCUCCAAGAAAGAACAGUUUGAUCGCCACAUGGAAAAGCACCUCUCCGGGGGAAACAAAGUCUUCAAGUUCCGAGGCGUUCUCAGACCUGCCAAAAUAUCUGCAUCCAAGGAAGAUGAAUGUGAUUCACCUUCAGUCAAGAAGAGGAGAAUUCUCUCUGACACCCUGCAAGAAAACAGUUCAGACAGUGGCAUUGCCAGUGUUGGCUCGCUCCACCUGAAUCCAAACUCAGACGCGCAGUCAAAACCCCCGGUGUCCACAGCGGACGACUCCACACAGACCGUCGCAAACGAGUACCACGCUGACACCAACUGUACAAGUGUCAAGACUGAGGACAUCGCCGAGGACUACUCCGAACUGCUGGUGGAGCUGGAGAAAUGUAUUCACAUGAGUUCGUCAGAGUCAGCCACAGCAAAGAAAGAAGAAAUUGACCCAAGUCUUUCACCUAAUCAUGAUAAAGAGGGUAAUGGAAAAUCAAUUACCGAACCAUGUGACGUGAAAGAAGAGAAUGAGUCAAUCUGCAUUAGAGGAGAGACAACGUCAUGGCCAGCAUCUAAAGAGAGUAGUAGUGCGGGGGAGGAGAUUGUUAAAGCUAAGAAAGGCUCUGCUCAAGGUGACACAUCAGAGACUGAAGGAAAAACAGAUUUGCUUCCACCCAGCGAGAACUCUUUUGUCGGCUUAAGAGAAAACCAGGUCAUUUUAGAUACACCUGAGGCUGAAAAGCAAGAAUUAGCUGUUGAUGUGAUGGACCAACAGAGAGAUGAUGAGCGGUGGCAUCACACAUCCACGGCAUCAAGUACUGACAGCAAACAGCAGCUAUUAUCUCAUGGUGCUGAGCAGGAAGGUAGCAGUCAGAUGAAAGACAAAGUUGCCCCAGCCAGAACGAGCGACAACACUAAAAACAGCUCUACAGCUGGCGGCACAAAGGCUACAGAAUCAACCCCAGUCAUGCACUCCAAGCUUCUCCUCAACACUUCAGCUCCUAAUGAGGACAAAGAAUGUGUGAGGCCACAGAAAAAGAGGAAGGACAUGAAAUCCCCUCACAGCCUGCAAAGGGUUUCCUCUCCAGUCACACAGGAAAACUUUGGUGUUGACUCUCGAGCCAAAAAGAAAUUUCGCCCUUACAAGUGUGCAAAUUCCUCCCUGCAGAGAAAGUCAGACGGACCUAAUGAGUAUCCUGUGCUGUCUUCGGUACGGGACGAUGUUGUUAGCAACAAAAUAGUUUCCAAGUGCAAGACCUCGAACUUGAGUCUGCAGUCGAAAAGGAGUUUGCUUGAUAACUGCACACAUAAGAAGGCUGAGAUUGUUGCCCCGCAGAAUGGGGAAUAUAAAACCAAAAAGGGACCUCUGGGAAGAUCUUUUCAUCCUCCUAUAUCUAAAGUGUCUUCAGUUCCCAUGAACAACUCUUUGAAUAAAUCCAGGCCAAAGAUGGGGGUGAGGUCGAUGGAGAGUCAUUCGUACCGGACGGCAGAGUCCCAGAACAACCUCCUAAGCCAGCUGUUUGGCCAAAAACUCACUAGCUUUAAGAUUCCUUUAAGAAAGGACACAUCAGAAUCUAUUAACUGAAGGGGGGUGGGGGGGUUUUGAGGGGUCUGUGAAUAAAGAGACUGUAGAUUUCCACAGUUAUAAAUGUUUAAAGACAAUUCAUUAUGGUGAAUGAGAUUGCACAGCUCUUCUUUCUGUGAAAUGUUAUCUUUAAAUACUUACAUAGUCACUUUAUGUCUUCUUUGUACAUGUGUUUUUAUUACACAAAUGUGAGAAUGAACGGCGGAUAUGAAUUCUGGGUCAAAAAAUGAAUAUGCUAGUGGGAUGAAUCAUUGAAUUUUCUUGAGAUUAUAUUUCAUUUACCUAAAGGAGAUUAAAAAAAAAAGAAUACUUGAAAAUACAGUAAGAUAUUUUCUUCUAAGAAAUGCAUGUUUGUUUUGCAUUGAUAUGAUUUUUUUUUUUUCCCUCUCAUUGUAAGUCUUCCUGCAAAAAGGACCAAAUGACGUCAAAACUGACUUGGACUGUUGUCUGUGCACCUUUCAUACAUGCUUCCAACAUACUCGUUUUGUAUCUUUUUUUUAACUUUACUGUACUGCAUUGACAUUCAUCAUAUUAGCUUUUUAUAUAGACAUUACCUGGUGCUACAUUGUGUUUAACUGUAAUGUGAAUGCUAAUGUCCUCAGAAGGGAACAUGAGAUCUGUAGCAAUUACACUACAUACAUCCAACUGUUGAUUUUUUUUUUUUUUUUUUUUUUUUACUGAUUCUUUGUAGUUUAUUCAAGAUACUGUGUAAACCAUCCAAGCAAUUCAUAUGUAGGCUGACAGAACACAAAAUUAGGAAAGCUUCCAUUGUAUAAACUCAGGUGCAUACAAGGACAUCACAGUCCCAAGACCUGUAUUUGGAGUUCUUCCCAUGCACUGAUACUACCACACACAAAGUACAAACUCAAUCAUCUGUGUCUGUAACUCCAAAUGUUUUAAUUAUGAAUAGUAUUUACAAAGACAACAAAGGUGCUUUAUCUUGUUUAUACUGUAUGUAUCUUAUAUUGUAUAAUAUUGUAGGUAGAUUAUUGUUUGAUGUAAUGCUUCGUGUCAAAGUUUUAUUUUAAUAAUGUGCAGAAUGAAACGGAUUGAGGAGAAAAAGGGAAAUGUGGUGCCUCUUGCAAGAUGUAAAGUGGUUCACUAAGUGCCUCUUUUAUCAUUGGUUAAUAAAGAUCUGUAUUGGUCUCUC